UUCACUUUUUAAAGUUAGUGAGUUUUUUAUUUGCUUUCCAAUACUGUGGUUAUACAAGAGGAAACUAUAUAUCCAUAUUCUUCUCAGAAUUGCUUGAUGAAGUUGAGACAUAUUGAUAAAGUUGGUCAUUUAUAAUAAAACAUUUUCUUAAAAUUCUAGGUGUAUUAUGAAAUAUAACAAAUCAGGUCAUCAAAAUAUUUUCUCACAAAUAGUUAUAUAAUAGAAAAUAUAUAUUGCAUUUAAUACUUUUUUCUCCUAAAUCCCUUUCUAAUAUGUGUGCAGUGUUAUAUUAUUCAUUAUACAUUCAUGAUUUGAGAAAUAGGUAUUGUAGGAGGACUUUUAUUUUGGUUCUGUGAACCAUUGUGUUGUUGUGACGUCAUAAGUCUGCGACAGCGACUCGUCGGUCUCAGUUGCAGGUCUGGUCAUCGGUAACACACAGUGAUUGUGAAUCCACUCCCAAAGCAAUUCACCAAUAAACACUCUGAAUAUUGCUGUCAUCUUUGAAUUGAAGAAGAGUUUCCAGAAGAGCAGGACAAACUCCAAGUGUGUCAACCAUUUCUGACAUACUACUGCAAAGAUGGAUUUUAUUAAAGAGAAGAGAGAAGACAUGAGUUAUCAAGAACCACACAGAGUGAAAAAUGAAGAUACUGAGGAACAAAUAGAUGUUUGACUCAACUUAAGGAUUUUCUUGUGAAGCUGGCAGUAAUGUACCAACAAACACUUUUUCCGGACUUUGCCAGUGCUACACAAGUGAAACGGGAGAAAUUCAAAGAGUGUAAGAAGUUACUUCACGCACAGGAUGUGAGCUUCGCAUUGCUUUACCCGACUGACCUGAGAAUUGAUGCCAAGGAUGGACACCUGAUGCAAGUGAAAGUGGAAAGUCAAGAACUGGAUGAAGUGGAGGAGAAACAUCAGUAUCAGACACCUAAUAAUUCUGAAAGGAAUUCCUCACCAAAAACAAUUAAAAAAACAAGAGCCAAAAAAUCUUUAACCUGCCCUCAGUGUGGAAAGAGUUUCAAACAAAAAGUACUCCUUGUGAAUCACAUGAGAAUUCACACUGGAGAGAAGCCUUUCACAUGCCUGCAGUGUGGAAAGAGUUUCACAAAAAAAGGAAACCUUAAGAAUCACAUGAGAAUUCACACUGGAGAGAAGCCUUUCACAUGCCCUCAGUGUGGAAAGAGUUUCUCAUGUUCAAAAGGUUUCAAAUAUCAUCUGCACUCUCAGCACACUGGAGUAAAAUCAUUGAAGUGUGAUCAGUGUGGUAAAAAAUUUAUUUUGACAUCACACUUAAAGGCACAUAUGAGAACUCAUACAAAGGAGAAGCCUUACAUGUGCUCUAUUUGUGGAAAGAGUUAUGCAUGGUGGCACAAUUUUAAAGAUCACCAGAGAAUGCAUACCGGCGUAAGAGAUCAUGUGUGCUUUGAGUGUGGGAAAACCUUUAUUAGAGCUGACGACUUGAAGCUGCACCAAAGAGUCCACACAGGAGAAAAACCUUAUACAUGUUCACAUUGUGGAAAGUGUUUCAGUCGGCUAGGAGCCCUGAAAAUACAUGAGAGAGUGCACACUGGAGAGAAGCCAUACCACUGCCAUCCAUGUGGGAAGAGCUUUAGCCAGUCAGGUCAGUUAUUGUAUCAUUUUAAAAAGUGUAAUGGAAAGUUGCCACAGUAAGCAAAAUUCCUCUUCACUUGCAAUAAAUAGUAUGACAUCCCACCCCCCCCCCCCAAAAUGUGAAUAUUUCAAUGGUGUUUCAAUGGAUCUUAUUAAAGGAAUAGUUCACCCAAAAAUUAAAUUCUCUCAUCAUUCACUUACCCUGAUACCAUCCCAGAUGUGAGGGACAAAUAAAGAUUUUUAGAAGAAGAAAGAGCUCUGUCAGGUCCUUAUAAUGCAAGUAAAUUGGUGCCAGCACUUUGACUGUCCAAAAUCACAUUUACGUCCAUUUCACACAUGAUCUGUUUGCAGUACGUAUGCAGUACAAAUUUUUUUCAGUGCCCAUGUUAACAGGUUAGAGCAUGCAGACCGCACGCAGAUAGAGCACAGCAAUGCGUUGCAGGAGUGGUGCAGAAGCAGCAGUACAGCAAUCAUUUCCGCACUGAGUCUAUUUUUGCUGUGCUGCACGUGCUGAAUUAAAGUGAUAGCGCCUUGUUCGUGGUCUAAAUGAACAUGGAUUGAAACAAAAAUGUAGCAAUUUCACCAUAAAUGCAUAUAAUUAAAGUCUACUGUGUUUCACAGUCACCAUAUGACUUUCAGCCCUGGGAAAGGAAAGGAAACCAAAACACACUAUUACCAGUAGUUGCAAAAAUAAUAAAUGCGAUCAGAAGUAUAUCUAAAGACUUUUUCAUGUGAAAUACACUACACAUUUCUGCAGAAAGCGGCAAUCAGGUGACAGGCUGGUGCUGAGAGCUACACCUUACCUUACAUUUGGAAAAACAAGACAUAAUGGAUGACACUUGUCUCAUCAUGGCGGUGGAAAAACAUAAAGUUCUCUAUGACCCGCAGGAUUUCUUGUAUAAAGAUUUAAAUGCAUAUGAAGUAUCCCAUGUCGUAUGGUUGGGGUUGGCAUCAGUUCAUCCUCUUAAGUCCAUAGUAAUAGACUGACGUUAUGUCUGGCUGGCACCAGCUGCAUUUAGUCAUCAUCACUCAGAAACACAUAGCAGUGGAGUUCGACACCAUGCAGGAAUGGAGUUGGAUCUGGCCGGUUCUGGUGACCUCGGGUAGGAAUCCUGAGGUUGAGACAGGGAUAUAAAUAGAAUAAUAUUUUGCAGAGUUAUAGAUCAUGAUAAAUGUUUCUGGUUCUGGCAGACCUAACGAAAGCAGCCUAAUUGUGAUUUGAUGGAUAAAUUAGGUGUAUGCAUGGCUAAAUAAAUGAGUCUUUAGUCUAGACUUAAACUCAGUGAGUGUGUCUGCGUCCCGAACAGUGUUAGAGGGACUAUUCCAUAGUUUAGGAGCCAAAUAGGAAAAGGAUCUACCUCCUUUUGUGGAUUUUGAUAUUCUAGGAACUAUGAACAGGCCAGAAUUUUUUGAUCAUAAUGAACAUGAUCAAAUAAAUUGUGGUAGAAGGUCACUUAAUUACUGCAGAGCUAGACCAUUCAAAGCUUUGUACAUAAUUAAUACGAAAUUUAACAGGUAGCCAAUAUAACGACAAUAAAAUGGGGCUAACAUGAUCAUAUUUGUUGGUCCUAGUCAUCACUCUGGCUGCUGCAUUUUGAACCAAUUGAAGUUUAUUUAUUGAACUUGCUGGACAUCCUCCCAGUAAUGCAUUACAAUAGUCUAGUCUUGAGGUCAUGAACGCAUUAAUUCAUUUUUCGGCAUCAGCAGCAGAGAGCAUGUGUCAUAACUUUAGCAAUAUUUCUGAGGUGGAAGAAUGCUGUUCUACAAACAUUGGAAAUUAGAUUUUCAAAGGACAGAUUGCUAUCAAAUAUAACACCUAAGUUCUUUACUGUAGAAGACGAUGUAACAGUACAUCCAUCGAGAAUCAAAUUAUAUUUUAGCGGCUUAUUUUUUAGAGAUUUUUGGUCCAAUAAUUUGUACCUCUGUUUUGUCAGAAUUCAGUAGAAGGAAGUUUCUGGCCAGCCAAUCUUUGAUUUCAUUGAUACACUGCUAAUUUGGAGAAUUGUGAAAUUUCGUCAGGUUUGAAGGAAUAUAAAGUUGGGUAUCGUCUGCAUAACAGUGGAAACUUAUUCCACGAUUCCUGAUAAUAUCUCCCAGGGGAAGCAUUUAUAAGGAGAAAAGUAGAGGCCCCAAAACUGAUCCCUGUGGCACUCCAUACUUUUGUUUGAUUUGACAAUUCCUCGUUUACAUAGACAAAGUGGUAGUGGUCUGCUAAAUAGGACCUAAACCAUGCUAUUGCAAGUCCACUAAUGCCAAUGUAAUUCUCAAGCCUAUUCAAGAGAAUGCCGUAAUCUAUGGUGUCAAAGGCAGCACUAAGAUCUAAAAGCACUAGAAGAGAAAUGCAGCCCCAAUCAGAUGAUAAGAGCAAGUCAUUUGUAACUGAUAAGUGUAGUCUCUGUACUGUGGUGGGGCCUAAAUCCUGACUGAAAUUGUUCAUUUAUACUGUUUCUCUGUAGAAAUGAAUAUAGUUGGGAGGACACUACCUUUUCUAGUAUUUUGACAUAAAUGGGAGAUUUGAAAUCGGUCUAUAAUUAGCCAAUUUUCCAGUAUCAAGCUGUGGCUUCUUAAGCGGUUUGAUAACUGCAUUUUAAAGUUUCUUGGGACAUGUCCUAAGGAUAGCGAGUAGUUAAUAAUAUUAAGAAGAGGUUCUGAGAUUACAGGGAAUACCUCUUUUAAGAGCUUAGUUGGUAUUGGAUCUAACAUGCAUGUUGUGGUUUUUGAUGUUUUGAUAUGUUUUGUGAGCUCUUCAUGACCUAUGACAGCAAAGGAUUGUAAAGUUGCUCGUGAGGAAAAUUUUGAGACACUGUUUUCUGAGGUUCUGUGACAGGUGAUUGCAUAAUUCCAAUUUUAUUUUUGAUUAUUUCAAUUUUAUCAGUAAAAAAUUCAUGAAGUCAUUACUAUUGUGCUGCUGAAUAUCUGGUUCAGUCGAGGCUUUAUUCCUAACCAAUUUAGCCACAGUACUGAAUAAACACCUAGGAUUGUUGUUGUUAUUUUCUAUGAGUUUGCUAAAACAUGCAGACCGAGCAGCUUUUAGUGCCUGUCUGUAGCUACAGACACUAUCCUUCCAUGCACCAUGAAAUACCUCUAAUUAUGUAUUCUAUUUUCCGAACAGCUCUCUUGAGAGCAUCAGUGUGAUCAUUGUACCAUGGUGCUGGCUUUAAUUUUCUUUAAUCGAAGGGGGUUGACACUAUCAAGAGUGCACUAGAGAAGACUGUAUUUAUAUUUUCUGUUAUUAUUUUUUGUAUAACAGCACAUCAUGUUUAUAUCAUUUUAUAUAAUAUUUGUCAUAGUAAUAUCAUGUUUAUUUAUAAAUAACAUUCAGAAAGAUUGAAAAUACUCCUUUAUUGGUAUUAAAAUAAUUGUACACACAGCAGGCACUACAUUAAGCAGCACAUAACCUUUUCAAAUGAAUAAUGUUUCUGGUUAUUAUAUGUCAAUUCAAGCAUCAGUCUGUCUGAAUUCCAAGAUUGCCAGCAAUAAAGAAAGCAAAUAUGGUGCAGUCUGCCGUGACUGAUGUAGGUAGCGCAAGUGUCCGGCUUGACGGCUCUCUUUUCAACUCCUCCCCGACUGCAACUGGCAAAUCUCGCCGAUCGGUAAAUCGAGAUGCAGUUCAUAUUGAACUCACCUAACAUGUUUUUAGCCAGAUAACCAGAUGCUGUGUACACUAUGCACAUGGUGCUUUGUGUCAAUUAUCUAACGAUCUAUGCAUCCGAUUACCUUAUGUGUGGGCUUGUUUGAAAGAUAAUUGCCUCUAUUAAGUAUUUGCAUAAUAUUUGUUCUAUUUAUUUUUAGUGAAGUUAUAAGCGAAAACGCGGCAUAUAAGCAACAAAAAGUUAUUUACUUUGUGGCUUACUGAGUAUAUGAGAUCGAUCUGGAACAUUAUUAGUGAAGCUAUCGUUAGCGGUCGAAAGUAUAAUUCUACCUGAACGAUAGCGUGGUGUAGAUUGAGUAACAUUAGCUGAUCGUAGCAUACAAGUGAUGAGGUAAUGGUCUGAGAUGUCAUCGCUCUGUGGCAGAAUUUCUGUAGGAUCAGCAUCAACUCCAUAUGACAGAAUUAAAUCUAGCGUAUUAUUAUGGCGAUGAGUUGGUUCUGUCACAUUUUGUUCUACUCCAAGAGAGUUGAGAAUAUCGAUAAAUGCUAAUCCCAAUGUGUCAUAUUCAUUAUCUACAGUAUGUGAAUGUUGAAGUCACCAACAAUUAAGGCUUUAUCCACAGUAACUACUAGAAUUUGCAAAUUCGCCAAGGAAAUCAGAAUAAGGCCCAGGUGAUCUAUAUACUUUAGCAACACCCAUUUCCUCUGAGUAACACCCAAAACUUCACUGUAAAUUGUAUCAACACCUCCUCCUCGACCCUUCAGACGAGGCUCAUUUUUAUAACAAUGACCUGGGGGAGUAGAUUCAUUUAAACUAAUAUAUUUAUCCAGUUUAAGCAAGGUUUCAGUCAAACAGAGCACAUCCCAACUAUGAUCUGUAAUAAUUUAAUUUACAAUUAGUGCUUUGCUUGAAAGAUAUCUAAUGUUUAGUAGCCCUACCUUUAUAUGAUGUUUAUCUUCAGUUUUUUUUAUUUUCAAGUUUUACCUUAAUCAAAUUUUUUCUAAAUGAUUUAGUGAGAGUUUUGUAGUUCGGGGAACAGACAUAGUCUCUAUAUGAUAUUUAGGUGAUACAGUCUCUGUGUGUUGUAGUUUGUGUGACCUGUGUGACGUCUCAAGGCAGCUAGCAGACAUUCGGAUUAGCAAGUUUUUUUUUUAUCUCCAGUGAUCUCCGGGCAUCGUUAAUGCCAAAAUGAAUAACGAUUUUAGAAAUUCUACGGGUAGAGUGGGGAGAAUCAUUUGGAAACCCUAACAGGAAUGGGAGAGUGGUGUCACUUUGCUGAAUGAGUAUGCUGCCGAAACGUCACCCAAACGCCCUACAAUUGGCUUCUGAUUAUGCUGUCUAAUUGAUUGUGUCUGUAAUCUUUUGUGAAUUAAAAGGAAGCCUGCACAUAAAAGCCUUCUCAAGGAGACAUUCAGUAGUUUCUGACUAUUUGGAAGAUGAAUGAAAGGUAGGUGGGUGAUGUAUAAGCAUAUGGUUUCAGAGAAUUAGGAGGCAUGCCCCGAAGUGGCAGAGUCCCAUUGUUUCUGUUAAAUUGCUUAUUGUUAAUUAUGACUUGGGUGUCAAUUCUGGCUGGGAGUCAAUGGCAGCCCAUAAAACCGUACAUAGGAAAAUGAUGAAUUUUGGCACACUGAUAGGGGUGGUCAUGAGUAGCCCCCAGAAAAAACUUGGGGUUUCUAGGACAAACUCAAUAACGCCACCACCAGACAAAAGUAUCAUGUAUCCUCUGAUUUAUGUUUUCGUGAACUUUCCAAUGGAUCCAACCACUCCAGUCUCUACCCAGGACUCUGGCAACCAUCUUGAAAUUUGACGAAAACAUACUUUUGCAAACUCAUCCCACAGUGUUCAUCGGAUCUUUCCCAAUUUUUUGUCAGAGCACCUUAUCCAUUUCAUGCCCCUUUUUUUGUCAAAUAAAUCUCACAUUAUUACGGUGGUUCCUAUUUACUAUAUCUUUCACACGGCUCCAUAGCACUUGUUAUGCUUUUCACUUUAUCUCACCAGCUGUUGUGUGAUAUCCUCCACAUACAAUAUGCGUCCUGCUUCAGUAAGGCGUUCUUGCAUGCCGUUCACAGCAUUCUUCAAUUUGGUAGUAGUUUCUUUAAUUGUUGAAACAUCUGAAGCUACGUUACUCACUUUGCUGACUUAAGCGAAUACAGUUUCCAAAGUUACACUCUGUUCCAUUUGGAGGAGUACAUUGUCGGAUUUUGUCUCGUUGUUGCCCACAUUCCUUUGAAGGAUAUUGAGUUGUUUGUACAUAUGCUAACGUUACAACCACCAGUCGGUUUAACGGAAAACUUAAUUGCAGCAAAUUGUAGUAGCACAAUGCACCCAAAAACAGCAUAAUAGUGUUAUUGUGAGAAGCCAAAUAGACAAGUCUCAAAAAAGAGAGAAAAAUGAGAGGUGCUAAUUUCUGGGUGGGGUUGUAAUGAACAUCCAAACAAGGAAAAAAAGUGCGAGGUAAUCAGUCAGUGUAAAGCAUUUAUUAAAACAUUAAAAACAUUAAAAAGCCAAAGCGUAUUGGAAGACCAACUGCAUUCGACAGCACAUACAAGAAACACACACCAGUAGGCCUGUCAUAUUUAAGUGAUCCUAAAUAUUAGAGCACAUAGUACAAAAUACCUGCCCCCGCACCCCACCAUGUAAAAAAAAAGAUAAUGUUUACAUUGUUCUGAUGUCCUCACUAUUUCAUAUAAUCUCCAUGUAUUUUAUAAGACCAACCUUGAUUGAUUUAAAUGAUGACUUAAAGAAUUCCACGCCAGAGUUUUAUUAUUUGGGAACCACUGAUUUAAUACUCUUUAAUGUUGAGUUAUACUCUCACGGUUUGGAGUGUAAUGAUUAUAUAGUGUUCCAGAGUAAGGUAUUCACCAGUGACCGUUGUAUAGGACAAGACAAACUACAGAUAUGAGUUUGAAUUUGAGGUCCUCCUCUCAUAUGAAUGCAACAGAAAUAUCUUUUUAAAGAUUUUUGUUAAUAAAAAAAAAUAAAACUAUUUGGGAGUCCGUCACAGGAGGGAAGGACGGCUGAAGUUCCUCAAAAAUGUAUUCAAUAUGAACGUAACAUUUAAAUUGAUAAAAUUAACAGUUUUUUUUUUUUUAAAUUCAACUACUAAUGUGCUUAAACUUAUAUAAUGUGAAAAUAUGUAGGCUAUUUUAUUCCUUUUUCUUCCAUAUGCGGUACCCCUGGCAAGUUUUAAUCACUGCAUUAAUGUCAGAGGAGGCUGACAGCAUCAAGACAAGGCUCCGCUCAGAAGGUGAAAGAAAGUGAAACUUAGCCAAAUAUCAAUGAAAUCCAAGUUAUUGAAGGACCUCAUAUUGAAAAACUGAAGGACAUUUAUUCUGUUCAAUGAACGAGCGGAGGAUGGAGUUGCUCUUCACAUGGUGAAUUGAUGUGUGCUGGAAUGGGGCCUCCCAAUGCAUGAUUGUUUUAAUCCUGCUGUAUUGACAAGUGUUGGGUUGGAGUUCGGAAAUAUUAAAACGCAUCGUUAAUUAUCUAGAUUAACAACAUCAUUCCAAGCCAACAUCAAGGUUUGUAUACAAACUUUAUUAAUCUAGUUUUAAAUUGCAUUGUCAUUUGACUGAUAAAUGAUAUUCAGUCAGCUGUGUUUCUUUAGUGUUGAGGAAGAGUGCAUCGACUCUGCUGGAGACCAUUUUAAAUGAACUACCAUAUUGUUUCCCACAAAUCAUAGAUAGACAAGUGUUACCUUUUUCCCAAUAUGUAAUGGCAGCCGUUUUUUUUUUUUUUUUUUUUUUUAAAGUUAUUGAGAUUUUUAUUUGCUUUCCAACACUGGAAGCAUCCUAGUGAAAGCUGAAUUUCCAUAUUCUACUCAGAAUUGCCUAAAGAAGUUGAGACAUAUUGAUAAAGUUGGUAAUUUAUACUAAUAACAAUAAAAAAAUUGAAAUUAUACAUUAUCGUGAAAUUUCUAGGGGUUUUACAAAAUUUACAAAUAGUUUAAUAAUAGAAAGAAUAUUUCAUUCAAUAAUUUUUCUCUCCUAAAUCCCACUUAUAUUCUGUACAUUGUUUUUUAUUAUUCACUAUACAUUUGUGAUUUAAGAAAUAGGGAGCUUAAGAGGACUUAUUAUUUUGAUUCUCCGAACCGUUGUUGUGACAUCAUAAGACUGCGCCAUCUGCUGUUGUUGUUGCAGGAUUGUCUUCAUCAUUUAAUGUGAAUAAAACGAUGCAAAACGUUCAAAAGUGCUUUAAACCUUUACAAAUGUGAUUUCAACAUAGUACUGUUAUUUAAAUCAUUUUGCGGUGGUUUAGGAAUUGUUGAUAGUUGGUCCUUUUUUUAGAUAAGUGUCAGAUUGACAGUUUGUUGAUACAGACCCAAGAGAAUUGAAGAGAUUGCUAAGUAUUUAUCAUGUUACUUUUUCUUAUUUCUGUCUUUUUUUAUUGUUAUAUUUAUUUGUGAUUCAUAAUUUAUUCAACAUGCAAUAAAGAGGGGGCUGUAUAUACUGAGAAGUGUCAAUAAACUUAA
Molecule: messenger RNA, 9672 nt
Organism: Myxocyprinus asiaticus (Chinese sucker)
Lineage: Eukaryota; Metazoa; Chordata; Actinopteri; Cypriniformes; Catostomidae
Product: zinc finger protein 239-like
Exons: 4
Coding region: 706-1668 (320 amino acids)
Biological process (GO): regulation of transcription by RNA polymerase II
Cellular component (GO): nucleus
Molecular function (GO): DNA-binding transcription activator activity, RNA polymerase II-specific; RNA polymerase II cis-regulatory region sequence-specific DNA binding
Source: RefSeq, a predicted model, not a curated record